AUGUAUUCCUACGAAAAGGUUCAUCCAGAGGACAGCGAGCAGCUGCUGGGGUCGGAGUCGGAGAGAGUGGUGGUCAAUCGCCCUCUCUCGCGAGCCCACCGUUGGACAGCAAUCGCGUUGGUUCUUGGUCUGGUAGCUUCGUUAUCUCUCAAUGCGUGGUGGCUGCUAGGGCAGAGAGAGGGAGAGCUGGAUCCAGAUGCGGCCAUGGCGAAACAGCGCUCUCCAUACACCGGAAUCGCAUUCGAUACCCAUAGUCCUUAUUCUCACCAUAGCGAGUAUACCAGCGAAAACAAGACUCAUGCCAAUUACAUGUGGGAGAACCUCGACACGGACCAUAUGGUUAUUGCUCCUACUCAGGAGUGGGCUCAGAGCAAGGGUCUGUCCGAGUCCUGGCCUUUUCCAUGGGAUUCGAACAGGAGCAUCUAUUUCGUCAAGGUGUUCCAUCAGCUUCACUGCCUGAAAAUCAUGCGCAAAACCUUCCACGAGGCCUGGGAUGACCAGGACAUGUCCAUCCCACCCGAACACAUUGAGCACUGCUUGGACUCGCUGCGACAGGACCUAAUGUGCAAGGCCGAUGAUACUCCGAUGCCAUCUCUCCAGCUGUUGAAUGGAGGUGGGGAGGGCCAGCUGAUGCAGUGUAAAAACUUUGACGAGCUGGUGGCCUGGACACAAGCGCCGGAGCGGAAUGCCUGCUACAAGCGCCUGACGGACUACAAGCCGAUCGUGCAUAGUGUCGAGCGUUAUGCGUUCUGCCCGGCGGACAGUCCGCAUUUUGCCAAGAUGAACGAGUACUUUGAGAAACACGGCCACUGGGCGGACCCAUUUGCCGAGUAA
Messenger RNA from Aspergillus sclerotioniger CBS 115572, 834 nucleotides. RefSeq lists its product as uncharacterized. The record is from RefSeq and is a predicted model, not a curated record. Gene Ontology annotation, biological process: mycotoxin biosynthetic process. Lineage: Eukaryota; Fungi; Ascomycota; Eurotiomycetes; Eurotiales; Aspergillaceae. The transcript is spliced from 3 exons. Bases 1 to 834 code for a protein of 277 amino acids.